CGCCCGACUAACAGGUCUCGUGUUCACAGGAAGGCUCAAGGGCUCUGUUCUCGUGUCUCGACAAGCCCCAGUCUCGUUAGCCCUCCGAAAUGCCGAAGCCACAAAAGCAAGAGGGAGAGGACCCCGAUCCGACUCCAUACCUGUUCGUAUCGCUUGAACAGAAGCGUAUCGACCAAAGCAAGCCUUACGAUGGUAAGAAGGCUUGCUGGGUACCAGACGAGAAGGAGGGCUUCGUACAGGGAGAAAUUAAGGCCACCAAGGGCGACCUGGUGACCGUCAACCUUCCUGGAGGCGAGACAAAAGACUUCAAGAAGGAUCUUGUUGCUCAAGUCAACCCGCCCAAAUACGAAAAAUGUGAGGAUAUGUCCAACUUGACAUACCUCAACGACGCUUCAGUUUUGUAUAACUUGAAGCAGAGAUAUUACCACCAGCUCAUCUACACUUACUCGGGUCUCUUCUGUGUGGCUAUCAACCCUUACAAGAGAUUCCCCGUGUACACCUUCCGAUGUGCCAAGCUGUACAGAGGCAAGCGUCGCUCGGAAGUGCCACCCCACAUUUUCGCCAUUUCCGACGGCGCUUAUGUCAACAUGUUAACCAACCACGAGAAUCAAUCUAUGUUGAUUACCGGAGAGUCUGGUGCCGGAAAGACUGAAAACACGAAGAAAGUAAUUGCGUACUUCGCCACUGUUGGUGCCUCACAAAAGAAAGACCCUAACCAGGAGAAGAAGGGUUCACUUGAAGACCAGGUCGUCCAAACUAACCCCGUUCUUGAAGCCUUCGGUAACGCCAAGACCGUCCGUAACGACAACUCAUCUCGUUUCGGUAAAUUCAUCCGUAUUCACUUCGGCCCAUCUGGAAAACUGGCUGGUGCUGACAUCGAAACCUAUCUGCUGGAGAAGGCCCGUGUCAUCUCUCAACAAGCUCUUGAGCGUUCUUACCACAUCUUCUACCAGAUGAUGUCUGGAUCCGUUCCUGGACUUAAGGAGAUGUGUCUGUUAUCUAACGACAUAUACGAUUACUUCAUCGUAUCCCAGGGUAAGAUUACGAUCCCCAACGUCGAUGACGGUGAAGAAUGUCUGUUAACCGACCAAGCCUUCGACAUUCUGGGCUUCACCCAAGAAGAGAAGGACAACGUAUACAAGAUCACCGCCGCUGUCAUGCACAUGGGAGGCAUGAAGUUCAAGCAGAGGGGUCGUGAGGAACAGGCUGAAGCUGAUGGCACAGAGGAAGGUAACCGUGUUGCCACGCUUCUUGGUGUCGACGUCGCUGAUCUGUACAAGAACUUGUUGAAGCCCCGCAUCAAGGUCGGAAAUGAGUUCGUCACCCAGGGUCGUAACAAGGACCAGGUGCUCAACUCCGUGGGAGCCCUCUGCAAGGGUAUCUUCGAUCGUCUCUUCAAGUGGCUGGUCAAGAAGUGUAACGAGACACUAGACACCAAGCAGAAGAGACAGCACUUUAUCGGUGUGCUGGAUAUUGCUGGAUUCGAAAUCUUCGACUACAACGGUUUCGAGCAACUCUGCAUUAACUUCACCAACGAGAAGCUCCAGCAAUUCUUUAACCACCACAUGUUCGUACUCGAACAAGAGGAGUACAAGAAGGAGGGCAUUCAAUGGACUUUCAUCGAUUUCGGAAUGGACUUACUUGCUUGUAUCGAUUUAAUUGAGAAGCCCAUGGGUAUCCUCUCAAUCCUUGAGGAAGAGUCUAUGUUCCCGAAAGCCACCGACCAAACAUUCGUUGAGAAGUUGAACAACAACCACUUGGGCAAGUCUGCGCCUUACCUGAAGCCCAAGCCCCCCAAGCCUGGUUGCCAGGCCGCUCACUUCGCCAUUGGUCACUACGCCGGUAACGUCGGCUACAACAUCACUGGAUGGCUUGAGAAGAACAAGGACCCCCUCAACGACACCGUCGUUGACCAGUUCAAGAAGGGAGCCAACAAACUGUUGGUGGAGAUCUUCGCUGAUCAUCCUGGUCAGUCUGGUGGUGCCGAUGCUGGUGGUGGCAAGGGAGCUGGUGGCAAGCGUGCCAAGGGUUCCGCCUUCCAGACUGUAUCAUCACUAUACAGGGAACAAUUGAACAACCUGAUGACUACACUGAGAUCUACUCAGCCUCACUUCGUACGUUGUAUCAUCCCCAACGAAUUGAAACAGCCUGGUCUCAUCGACUCUCACCUUGUGAUGCACCAGCUGACAUGUAACGGUGUGCUUGAGGGUAUCCGUAUUUGCCGUAAAGGUUUCCCCAACAGGAUGGUGUACCCCGACUUCAAACUGCGUUACAUGAUCCUUGCACCAGCUCUAAUGGCUGAGCAAAAAGAGCCAAAAGAAGCGGCAAGAGUUUGCUUCGAAUCAAUUGGUCUCGACCCUGACCUGUACCGUAUCGGUCACACAAAGGUGUUCUUCCGUGCCGGUGUCUUGGGUCAGAUGGAAGAGUUGCGUGACGACAGGUUGUCUAAGAUCGUGUCAUGGCUCCAGGCCUACAUCCGUGGUUACUUGUCCCGCAAGGAAUACAAGAGGCUGCAAGAACAGAGGAUCGCUCUCCAAGUUGUGCAACGCAACUUGCGCAAGUACCUGCAGCUCCGCACCUGGCCCUGGUGGAAGAUGUGGCAGAAGGUCAAGCCCCUUCUCAACGUCACUCGCAUCGAGGAUGAGAUCGCGAAACUUGAGGAGAAGGCACAGAAGGCCCAGGAAGCUUUCGAGAAGGAAGAGAAACUCCGUAAGGAAGUUGAAGCACUCAACGCCAAGCUGUUGGAAGAGAAGCAGUCUCUGCUCGCUAACCUCGAGGGAGAGAAGGGUUCUCUCUCUGAAGUACAGGAGCGCGCUAACAAGCUCCAAGCGCAAAAGGCUGACCUCGAAAACCAACUCAGGGAUACCCAAGACCGUCUCACACAAGAGGAAGAUGCCCGCAACCAACUCUUCCAGGGCAAGAAGAAGUUGGAACAAGAAGUCUCUGGACUUAAGAAGGAUCUUGAAGACCUUGAGCUUUCAGUCCAGAAGGCUGAACAAGACAAGGCCACCAAGGACCACCAAAUCCGCAACUUGAACGAUGAGAUCGCCCACCAGGAUGAGCUCAUCAACAAGUUGAACAAGGAGAAGAAACUACAAGGAGAGAGCAACCAGAAGACUUCAGAGGAACUCCAGGCCGCCGAAGACAAGGUCAACCACCUUAACAAGGUCAAACAAAAGCUCGAACAGACCCUCGACGAGCUGGAAGACUCUCUUGAGCGUGAGAAGAAACUCCGCGGUGAUGUUGAAAAGCAAAGGAGGAAGGUUGAGGGUGACCUCAAACUUACCCAGGAAGCCGUCGCCGACCUCGAACGCAACAAGAAGGAACUCGAACAGACCAUCCAACGCAAGGACAAGGAAAUCUCAUCUCUCACUGCCAAACUGGAAGACGAACAAUCUUUGGUCAGCAAGGUCCAGAAACAGAUCAAGGAAUUACAGGCCCGCAUCGAGGAACUGGAAGAGGAAGUCGAAUCCGAACGCCAGGCCCGCGCUAAGGCUGAAAAGCAACGUGCCGACCUUGCCCGCGAGCUCGAGGAGUUGGGUGAGCGUCUUGAAGAAGCCGGUGGUGCCACAUCUGCUCAGAUUGAGCUGAACAAGAAGCGUGAAGCUGAGUUGAGCAAACUCCGCCGCGACUUGGAAGAGGCCAACAUCCAGCAUGAGGCUACCCUUGCCAGCCUCCGCAAGAAGCACAACGACGCCGUCUCCGAGAUGGGUGAGCAGCUCGACCAGCUCAACAAGCUCAAGGCUAAGGCUGAGAAAGAGCGCUCUCAAUACUUUAGCGAAGUCAAUGACCUUCGUGCCGGUCUCGACCAUUUGUCCAACGAAAAGGCUGCCCAAGAAAAGAUCGUCAAGCAACUGCAACACCAACUCAACGAGGUGCAAGGCAAGGCUGACGAGGCCAACCGUACCCUUAAUGACCUGGAUGCUGCCAAGAAGAAGCUCUCUAUUGAAAACUCCGACCUGCUCCGCCAGCUGGAGGAGGCUGAGUCUCAAGUGUCACAGCUAUCCAAGAUCAAGGUGUCCCUCACCACUCAGUUGGAGGACACCAAGAGGCUUGCCGACGAAGAAUCAAGGGAACGCGCUACUCUUCUUGGCAAGUUCCGCAACUUGGAACACGACUUGGACAACAUCCGCGAACAAGUGGAAGAGGAGGCCGAAGGCAAGGCUGAUCUUCAGCGCCAACUUUCAAAGGCCAACAGCGAAGCUCAAUUAUGGAGGUCCAAAUACGAGUCCGAAGGUGUUGCUCGCUCAGAGGAACUCGAGGAAGCCAAGCGCAAGCUCCAGGCCCGCCUCGCCGAAGCAGAGGAAACAAUUGAAUCACUCAACCAGAAGGUUGUUGCUCUUGAAAAGACAAAGCAGCGCCUUGCUACCGAAGUCGAAGACUUGCAACUCGAGGUUGACAGAGCUACUGCUAUUGCCAACGCUGCAGAGAAGAAACAGAAGGCAUUCGACAAGAUCAUUGGUGAAUGGAAGCUCAAGGUUGACGAUCUUGCAGCUGAACUCGAUGCUAGCCAGAAGGAAUGCCGCAACUACUCUACCGAACUGUUCCGCCUUAAGGGUGCCUACGAAGAAGGCCAAGAACAACUUGAAGCUGUCCGCCGUGAGAACAAGAACCUCGCUGAUGAGGUUAAGGACUUGCUUGACCAGAUUGGUGAAGGUGGCCGCAACAUCCAUGAAAUUGAGAAGGCCAGGAAGCGCCUUGAAGCCGAGAAAGAUGAGCUCCAGGCUGCUCUUGAAGAAGCUGAAGCUGCCCUUGAACAGGAAGAGAACAAGGUCCUACGUGCUCAACUUGAACUUUCUCAAGUCAGACAAGAAAUCGACAGGAGAAUCCAAGAGAAGGAAGAAGAAUUCGAAAACACCCGCAAAAACCACCAGCGUGCCCUUGACUCCAUGCAAGCUUCCCUUGAAGCCGAAGCAAAGGGUAAGGCUGAGGCUCUUCGCAUGAAGAAGAAGCUGGAGGCUGAUAUCAACGAACUUGAAAUUGCUCUUGACCACGCUAACAAGGCUAAUGCUGAAGCACAAAAGAAUAUCAAACGCUACCAACAACAAAUCAAGGAACUCCAAGCUGCUCUUGAAGAAGAACAGCGUGCCCGUGAUGAUGCCCGUGAACAGCUUGGUAUCUCAGAGCGUCGUGCUAAUGCCCUCCAGAACGAACUUGAAGAAUCUCGUACCCUUCUGGAACAAGCUGACCGUGCUCGCCGCCAAGCUGAACAAGAACUUGGUGACGCACACGAACAACUCAAUGAAUUGUCUGCUCAAAGCGCCUCAUUAUCUGCUGCUAAGAGGAAACUUGAGUCUGAGUUACAGACUCUCCACUCCGAUCUUGAUGAGCUCCUAAACGAGGCUAAGAACUCCGAAGAGAAGGCAAAGAAGGCAAUGGUUGACGCUGCCAGGCUCGCCGACGAACUUCGUGCUGAACAAGAACACGCUCAAACACAGGAGAAACUCCGCAAGGCCCUUGAACAACAGAUCAAGGAACUGCAAGUCAGGCUUGAUGAAGCUGAAGCUAACGCACUUAAGGGAGGAAAGAAGGCCAUUCAGAAGCUCGAACAGAGAGUACGAGAACUCGAGAAUGAAUUGGACGGUGAACAAAGGAGGCACGCUGACGCACAGAAGAACCUUAGAAAGUCUGAGAGACGUAUCAAGGAAUUGACCUUCCAGGCUGAGGAGGACCGCAAGAACCAUGAACGCAUGCAAGACCUUGUUGACAAACUUCAACAGAAGAUCAAGACCUACAAGAGGCAGAUUGAGGAAGCAGAGGAAAUCGCUGCCCUCAACUUGGCCAAGUUCCGCAAGGCACAACAAGAGUUGGAGGAAGCCGAGGAGAGAGCCGACCUAGCCGAGCAAGCCAUCAGCAAAUUCCGUGGCAAAGGACGUGCUGGAUCUGCUGCAAGAGGAGUCAGCCCGGCGGCGUCCAUUAAAGGACGUCCCUAGAUCACCACAGCAGUCAAUCCCCCACGUUCGCGCCCAGCAUUUGAUGGCUUCGGCACCUUCCCACCAAGGUUCGACCUAGGGCCCGAAAACGAUUUCUAAACGUUCCACUUAAAAAAAAUAAUGGACUGUAAAUUAUUUCGUUAAACCAAUAUUUAUUAUAACAGCUGUGUAAAAAUCGCGUGAACGAUCAACUGUAAGGCUAAAAUUUGUAAAUUUACACGAAUAUUAGUAAAGUUGUCCUUACAAAACAUUAUUUUGUAAUUUGUUGAUAUUUAUUUAUAAUUAUUUAUUACCGUGGAGUAUAUAUUGUAUCGUACAGACGGGCGAGAGGUGCGGUGGUUCCCGCGGCAUCUUAGAGACACACCACACAACCUUCUACCGGACCGCCGCCGAACCGACCGUCCGUCUAUUGACAUUCAAUAAAGCGAUAUCGUUGUCAUACAAUUUA
This is a messenger RNA of Leptidea sinapis, 6381 nucleotides long. RefSeq names its product myosin heavy chain, muscle (gene Mhc). Gene Ontology annotation, molecular function: cytoskeletal motor activity; ATP binding; actin filament binding. NCBI's taxonomy places the organism in Eukaryota, Metazoa, Arthropoda, Insecta, Lepidoptera, Pieridae. The transcript is spliced from 25 exons. Gene Ontology annotation, cellular component: myosin complex. The coding region runs from base 90 to 5933 and encodes 1947 amino acids. The record is from RefSeq and is a predicted model, not a curated record.